AUGAUCUUCCUCUCUAUGUAUGUAUACUGUAUGCUUAAGUUGAUUGCAAGAAAGCUCAAAGAUUUGAAUUUCUUUGACACUCUGCAUGCAGGAUGGAUGAUAGCCUCUCUGGCGUCAAUCUCCUCGACCCCACCAUCAAGCACUUUCUCGUAUAAUGGCAAAUACUUGGCUUCUUCUUCUAAGGAUAACUCAGCAAUUAUAUGGGAGAUCAAUGCAGAGGGAGGAGAGUUUUCGAGGAAGCAUAAACUUGAGGGACACGAGAAGCCAGUUGUACUAGUCUUAUGGAGUCCUGACGAUAAACAAGUCGUUACAUGUGGAGAAAACGAAGUCAUCAAGCGAUGGGAUGUUGGACCUUCAGGACAAUGCCUUCAAACCUACGGAACAGUUGAUGUUGGUUCCGUUUCCUGUGGAUGGCUCCAUGACGGUUCAGGUAUAAUCGGCGCGAUGGCAGACAGGCGGAUCUAUCUGUGGAACUUAGAUGGGAGCGAGAUUGAGCACGUGCAAGGACGAAGCGGACAUAAGCUUUCUGAGGUAGCUAUGACGAGUGAUGGGAAGUGGCUUGUAAGCGUGGGAAAGGAGCAUAAUGAGAUCUCGCUGUUUGAUAGAGAAGCUAGAGAUGAUGAGAAAGUGAUUGUGGUGGACAACAUGGUUACCUCGUUCUCGUUUUCGAGAGACAGCAAGUAUCUUCUAGUCAAUCUCAUCACACAGGAGAUCCAAGUCUGGAUGAUUGAUGGCGGAGGGGAAGUAGCAUGUAAGGUUUCCGAGCUCAAAGGCCACAAGCGUAGGAGGUUUGUUAUCAGGUCUUGCUUUGGUGGCUAUGAUGAAAAUUUCAUCGCCAGUGGGAGUGAGGAUUCUCAGGUAUACAUAUGGCACAGAGGAUUUGAGAGGGAGCCUUGUUGUGUACUGUCAGGACACGGAGGAGCUGUGAACUGUGUGAGUUGGAACCCGACUGAUCUUCAUAUGUUGGCCUCAGGGAGUGACGAUAAAACCAUCCGGAUUUGGGGACUUGACGACGAGUGAUGAUGACUUCAGCUGCAAGUUUGAUUCAUUAUGUGCGAGUGAUGAGCCGGCCCUGGCAUGAAGCGAAUGAAGCGGUUGCUUGCGGCCGUUUACUUUAUCAAUAAGUUUCGGCCAUAAAAAUAACGUCCUCCUUAGUCUAGUGGUAACGCUCACAUAUCUCAUGUUUCUCAGUUCGCGGGUUCGAUGAGCAGUUGAUACAGCUUCAGCCACAAUUGUUUUGUUUUGCUUCCGGUCUUAUAUGUUCUAGGACCGGCUCUGCCUUGGAGUACAAUAUAAGUAAGAUAAGAGCUGGAGUUUUGAUUACUAAUCGUGAGAAACAGAAACAAAAAAUUGCAUUUGAGAACAGUUUUGCCCUAUUGUUGAUGCUUCACUUCUUCUCUUAAGUAACUCUUAUUCUCUCUGAC
This is a messenger RNA of Raphanus sativus (radish), 1424 nucleotides long. RefSeq names its product WD repeat-containing protein 26 homolog. Lineage: Eukaryota; Viridiplantae; Streptophyta; Magnoliopsida; Brassicales; Brassicaceae. Gene Ontology annotation, molecular function: protein binding. The transcript is spliced from 4 exons. Bases 1 to 1020 code for a protein of 339 amino acids. The record is from RefSeq and is a predicted model, not a curated record.